This is a messenger RNA of Salarias fasciatus (jewelled blenny), 795 nucleotides long. Its product is annotated as mesoderm posterior protein 2-like. The record is from RefSeq and is a predicted model, not a curated record. Gene Ontology annotation, biological process: heart morphogenesis; mesoderm formation; regulation of transcription by RNA polymerase II. The coding region runs from base 1 to 795 and encodes 264 amino acids. NCBI's taxonomy places the organism in Eukaryota, Metazoa, Chordata, Actinopteri, Blenniiformes, Blenniidae. The transcript is spliced from 2 exons. Gene Ontology annotation, cellular component: nucleus. Gene Ontology annotation, molecular function: protein dimerization activity; DNA-binding transcription factor activity, RNA polymerase II-specific; RNA polymerase II cis-regulatory region sequence-specific DNA binding.
AUGGAUACCUCCUCUGUGCCUCUGCUCGACUACGGCCUGCAGUACCAGUGGUGUUCCGACUCCGAUCUGUCCAGCCUCUCCUCCCCGGAGACCCUCUCGCCCAUCCACUCCAUGGACUCCAGCCUGUCUCCUUCCUACCAGCAGCCUCCGCUCUCCACCCCAACGACGGCCAAAACCGGAUAUUCCCAGAGCCUCAAGUCCUCUCCGUGCUCCGUUUCCGCACGUGGCCGGAAGUCGGGCCGGGUCGCCCGGAUCCGCAGCAAGCAGCGGGAGAGCGCCAGCGAGAAGGAGAAGCUGAGGAUGAGGGAUCUGACCAAGGCUCUGCACCACCUCAGGUCCUUCCUCCCGCCUUCGGUCGCCCCCGCCGGACAGACUCUGACGAAGAUCGAGACCCUCCGCCUCACCAUCCGCUACAUCUCGUACCUGUCGGCCCAGCUGGGCCUCAGCGAGGAGGCGCUGUUCCAGAGGAGGGAGCAGGGAGACACCUCGGCCAGCGACGCCUCCUCGCCAGACAUCCUCGGCUACUUCCAGAAGUCCGCCGCGGCGGGACAGGAGAGCCAGAGCCACGGUCUGACCCAGGGCGUGUACCCAGCUCAGUGUUACAGCCAGAACCCCGUGUUGCAUUCUGGGAGCUGCAGUUUUGGAGUGGAUCAGUACAGGCAGUACAGCGAAGCCCCUCAGAGUGACGCCUCGGACCCCAUCCUGCAGUCUCCUCCUGCGUCGCAGCCCUCCUGUCAGCAGAUGUGCGGCAAAGACUUCUGCAUCCCACUGGUUCCACGAGAGUACUGGGGCUGA